AUGUCGGAUAAUUUUCUUAUUCUAGGACUUCCUUUUUUUCAACAAUGUGCAGACACACUUCCCUCUUCACAAUUUAAGUACCUUGUGACCCAGAUGGGACCUCUUGGUCAAGCACUCCGCCAAUUUGUUGUUCCUAAUUUAAAAGUAGGAACUCUGGAUUCAUUGAUUGAAGCAAGUGAUGAAUUGGCUAAGCUUGAUCCACAGUUUGAGGGCACAGUUGAGAAGCUAAUUGGUUUGAUGGAAGAAGUUUCUCAGAAACCUCGAAGUGUUGUAACUGCCCUACGAAUAAAUCAAACUCAAGAAAUGACACCCGCUGGAUAUAUAAAGAAUUUUCUCUGGAAUUCAGCUCAAUUUGAUACAAAGGAGAAGGUUCAAACUUUAAUAGAAAAACUUUCACAAAUCUCUUCUUCUACAGAGGAACGUGUACGUGUUAUGCUUACAGAGUACAAUGAUACUCGAAACAAAUUAAAUGCGGCAAGUAAGAAAAAUCAAGGCAAUUUAUCUGUAAAGCCUAUUCGAGAAUUGGUUGCUUCAUAUAAUGAACAACAUCAUUGUUUUGUCGAUACAGAAAUGCUUAUAACAUUGUUUGUUGCAGUUCCUUUACCAUUACAAAAAGAAUGGGUUGAAACUUAUUGGUCACUAAAUGAGUUUGUUUGCCCUCAGUCAAACCGUGUCGUUGCUGAAGAUAAGGAAUAUGUGCUGAACAGUAUUGUUGCAUUUCGUAAAGCAAUGGACGACAUAAAAAUGGCAUGUCGAAAAAAGAGAUGUAUCGUUCGAGAUGUUGAAGGUGUUGAUGAUUUAUCAGUUGCUGAAAUGAAAGAGUUGACACAGAAAGCGGAAAAAGAACGAAAAACUCUUUAUACUGUUCUUUGGCAACAAUACUCGGUUUGUUACGUGGCAUGGGUGCAUGUUAAAGCUUUGCGUGUCUUUGUUGAGAGUUUACUCAAGUAUGGAUUGCCUCCUCGCUGUAUAUCGGUUGUUUUACAAGUGGACGCUAAAAAGGAAGGUGAAAUACGAAAAAAAAUAGCACAGUUGUAUCCCAACUUAAUUACCCCUUUAGCAAAUGAACCGUCAACUGACGUUGGUGCACUUCAGUAUGAAUUUCCUUAUGUUUCUCUUAAGGUAACAAACGUACAGAAGUGUUAA
Messenger RNA from Trypanosoma theileri, 1146 nucleotides. RefSeq names its product vacuolar ATP synthase subunit c. Gene Ontology annotation, molecular function: proton-transporting ATPase activity, rotational mechanism. The record is from RefSeq and is a predicted model, not a curated record. Gene Ontology annotation, cellular component: vacuolar proton-transporting V-type ATPase, V1 domain. Gene Ontology annotation, biological process: proton transmembrane transport. The coding region runs from base 1 to 1146 and encodes 381 amino acids. The transcript has a single exon. NCBI's taxonomy places the organism in Eukaryota, Euglenozoa, Kinetoplastea, Trypanosomatida, Trypanosomatidae.